Arachis duranensis is the source of this 2064-nucleotide messenger RNA. RefSeq lists its product as uncharacterized. Bases 1 to 2064 code for a protein of 687 amino acids. The transcript is spliced from 4 exons. Lineage: Eukaryota; Viridiplantae; Streptophyta; Magnoliopsida; Fabales; Fabaceae. The record is from RefSeq and is a predicted model, not a curated record. Gene Ontology annotation, molecular function: DNA binding; zinc ion binding; transposase activity. Gene Ontology annotation, biological process: DNA transposition.
AUGCAUAAUGUUGUUGAACUAGAUGAGGAUGCGUCUUGUGGGGUUCAAGGUCGGAGAAUUCAUCGAAGACCCCGUCCAUUCGGCCAGAGGAUUCUGCCACCUAGAGAAGAGAAUCAGGCCCCAAGGGUGGUUGUGCCUAACUCGAAUGACAUUGAUGAAGAGCCUACUGAAUAUCAGUAUCACUCUGAAGAGCUACACACCCCACCAGGUUCUGAUUCUGAGGAUGAAAAUCCAGUAUUCCCUCAGUAUAAUCCUGAUACAAAGUUUGGAAAAAUUAGACUGGAGUUAGGGAUGGAGUUUGGCACGAUGCAGCAGUUUAAGGAUACAGUCAGGAAGUAUAGUAUUCAGAUGGACAGAGAGGCAUUUUUUCUCAAGGUUGAACCACAUAGGUGUAGGGUCAUCUGUUACAACGAAACAUGUCCAUGGGAAGUUUACUGUGCAAGGAGAAACCAGCCCCCUAGUUACCAAAUCAAAACACUGGUCGAUGAGCAUACAUGUCCUAGGAGUAAUAAAAGCAGGUCAGUCACUUGUAAAUGGGUGGCCGAGGAGUUGAUUAGCAAGAUUAGGGUAUGUCCUAACUUGUCCCAUAGAGAGGCUCGAGAAAUGUUCAAAGUUGAGUUUGAUAUUUGUGUCGGAGAGAGAAUGAUGUUUAGGGCAAUGGAGAAGGCUAAGGAUGUCAUCGAGGGCACAGAAAAGGAACAAUAUUUGAAGUUAAGGACUUACUUGACUGAGCUGCAUAAGGCCAAUCCAGGAUCCACUUGCCGUAUGAGCACAACACCACAACAAGAGGGGCUGCCUAAGUUUAGAAGUCUAUACAUCUGUCUAGAAGCAUGUAAAAGGGGAUUCAAGCAAGGAUGUAGGCAUUUCCUAUGUCUUGAUGGAGCAUUUUUAAAGGGUUAUUUUGGGGGGCAGCUGCUGACAACCGUUGCUCAGGACGCCAACAAUCAUCUAUUCCCAGUUGUAUAUGGAGUAGUUGAUGCAGAAACAAAGACCAAUUGGAAAGAAUUCCUAGAGUAUUUGUUGGAUGAUAUCGGGGAUCAUAGGCAAUUUAAUUGGCACUUCAUGUCUGACAAACAGAAGGGGCUAAUACCUGCUCUACAAGAAGUUAUGCCAGGGGUUAAACACAGGUUCUGUACUAUGCAUAUGUGGAGGAAUUUUAAUAAGCGUUGGAAAGACCUAGAACUGAAACAGUUGCUAUUUCAAUGUGCAAGGGCACUGACUAAUCAGGAGUUUAAUGAAGGUAUGGAUGCCAUAAAGAGAAUUAAUACUUCUGCUUGGGAAUAUCUGUCUAAGUAUGAGCAAGAAACUUGGUCAAGAUCAAGAUUCUCCACUUGGCCCAAAGUGGAUAACAUAACGAACAACAAUGCGGAGUCUCUUAAUACAAUCAUGGUGGGGCUAAGAGGCAAGAGCAUCAUAACCAUGCUAGAGGAGAUUAGAUAUUACCUCUUGAAGACUAUGGCUACCCACAAAGAUGCACUCAUGGCCUACACGGGUCUGCCUUGCUGUCAUGGAGUUGCUGCAAUUCAAAGAAAAAAUCAACGACCAGAAGAUUAUGUCCACCAUUGGCUGACUAUGGAAGCAUACAAUAGAACAUACCAAUUUCACAUCAACACUGUCCCUAGUCAAGAAUAUUGGGCUGAUGCAGAAGGGCUGCCGUGUCUCCCUCCACCUUAUAAGAAGCCAAUAGGAAGACCUACAAAGAAGAGAGCAAGACAUGAAUCAGAGAGACAGAAUGGGAGCCAGUAUAAAAUCAAGAGGAGCUAUGGAAAGACAAGUUGUAAAUAUUGCAAAAAGGUGGGACAUAAUUCGAGGACAUGUCCUGAUAAGAAGACUCCUGCUGCAGCUGAGGAAGGUGAAGAUGUACAACAAGCACUUGCAGCAGGUCAGCCGACAAGAGGAGGAAUUGUGCCACCCAGGGGCUUAGAAGACAUGUCAGACUUAGAGCAGGAGAUGUUCUGGGAAGAAACCAUGGAUGCAGUUGAAGAGGAGCUCACCCAAGGCCACCCACAGUCUGAAGCUGAUGAAGAGGUAGCUCAUUUCUCAAUAACUGUUGUUUACACUUAA